AUGACCGGUUCCCCACCUCCCCCAAAGGCAGAAGCUAACAUGCAGAUUGUCCCAGAACUUGAGAGCCUAAACAGAUCCGUUUGCAGAGCCCACAGUUCUCGUCGCACCGCCUCCCUCGUUCUCCCCUGCUUCUCCGGUGCAACCCCGCCCGUUGACGAUGAGCCUCGACUCGUCGGAGAAGCUGCUCGGUCAGACCGCCACAACCGCUCCUCCGGCCAUCCCUUUUGUGGAAAAUCCCAGCAGGACCAUGAAGGAGAUGAUACUGACGGCGGCCGCCAUCACACGUCCGUCGGCGAACCUGGGCCCGAAGAGAAGCGGGGGAUAUGGAGCUGGAAGCCGAUUCGUGCCUUGGCCCGCAUCACCAUGCAUAGGUUGUUAUGCCUGUUCUCCGUCGAGGUCAUUGCGAUCCACCACCUGCCUGUCUCGGUGGACGGGCUGCGUCUCUCGGUUGUCGUCCGCAAGAAGGAGACCAGGGACGGCGCUGUGAAGACGAUGCCCUCCCGGGCGCUGCAAGGGACUGCUGACUUCCAGGAGACUUUGUUCAUCCCAUCCCACCUCUACUGCAGCGGUGGUGCGGGCACAGGGAAGCCCCUCAAGUUCGAGUCCCGCCUGUUCCUAAUCUCAACAGUGGCAGUUGAUGCUCCUCAGCUUGAUCUCGGAACGAGCAUUGUUGACUUGAGCUUAAUGGUCAAAGAGUCCAUUCAGAAGAACUUGGAGGGACAACGUAUCCGGCAAUGGGGGAAGGACUUCCCGCUCUCAGGGAAGGCUAAAGGGGGAGAAAUGGUUCUCAAGUUGGCAUUCCAAAUCAUGGACGAUGGAGGUUUUGGGAUUUAUAACCAGGCAGAGACAAUAAGAACAAACAGGGAGAAGGAUCCCGAUUUUGUUGUCUCAUGGAAACAACCAAGAUCUUCUUUCAGUGAUGCAAACCCAAGAACAAUGAUAGAAGACCCAUCUCUCAUACCUUCAGACGACAAUACUUCCAUGAGAAGAUCGGCGGCAACUGACGAGCUCGCCCUUCAGGGUCAUGAUCUCAAUCCUCCAGUCUCUCCGGUACUGCAAAAGACUAAGUCAGACCGUCUGGAAGUAGGUGAUGACCUUCCAAACUACGAAGUUAUCGAUAAGGGAAUAGAGAUUCAAGAAGAAAGACAGAACGAGGAGGAAAUGACAUCAGAGGCUACCACAAAAGAGGCAUCAGUUUCGAGCGAGGUCGUAAAACAGGUGGUGCACCGCCGUGCUCAACAGAGGAGGCUAAAAGAGCUUCGUCCAGUUACUAGAGAGUUCGAAGCUCUUGACUCCGUGGUGACGGAGGAUGUUGUCGGUCUGGCAAAGACAACUCAAGAACACAAACUCCAGAGAUUGGAUCCCGAGGAGGAAGCGGUGAUAAAGGAGUUCCUUCGAUUUCUCGAGUUUGAAGACAGUGAAGGGUCGAAAUGUGAUGUCGUGGACCUCAUUACUUGCUCAAAUUUGGGAUCAAAAGAGGAUGCCAGGAAUGAUGGGGAAAGCGUUCUCCUUUCAGAUCUUGGAAAAAGCUUAGGCCCUGUAGUUCAGACAAGGAACGGAGGCUACUUAGCUUCCAUGAAUCCCUGCAAUGUGCCGGCGCCAAGAAAAGAGACGCCGAAACUUGCCAUGCAGAUUUCUAGAGAGUUAAUCCUCGAGGAAAAGAACCUGGAAAGUGAGUUUGAAGUGUUCCGAAAGCUGGCUGCGAUGGGAUCAGAAAAGAUGGGUUCCAAAAUACUCUCCCUGGCAGCCAUGGACGAACUGUUUGGCAAAACAGCAGGGCAGAUCGCGAUUGAGGGAGUUGCGUCCGCCAUAAUAAGCGGCAGGAACAAGGAAGGAGCAAGCUCCAGUGCGGCCAGGACAAUCACAACAGUUAAGAAGAUGGCAGCAGCAAUGAACGAGGGAAGGAAGGAGAGAAUCUCGACAGGAAUCUGGAAUGCGAACGAGAAACCAGUCACUGUGGACGAGAUCUUGAGCUUGUCAUUGCAGAAGAUGGAGGCCAUGGCAGUUGACGCACUCAAAAUCCAGGUAGAGAUGACAGAAGAAGAAGAAGAAGCUCACUUCGAUGCUGCCCCUCUUAUGGAAUCUAAUGACUCCAGCAACCCACUGGAAUCGGCCAUUUCACCUGAGGAUUGGUCCAGAGCCUGCAGUGCAAAGGAUAAUGUCAUGAUGUUAGUGGUGGUUCAGCUGAGAGAUCCAUCAAGGAGUUAUGAAGCAGUCGGAGCUCCCAUGAUAGUUGUGGUGAAAGCGGUAGCAUCGGAUGAUGGACAAGGAAACAACGAUAGGAGGUUUAAGUUGACGAGUCUUCAUGUAGGAGGUCUUAAGUUGAGCUCCAACAGAAAGAGUGUAGGCGACGGGGAGAAGCAGAGAUCGACUGCCAUGCAAUGGCUUGCAGAGAACGGGCUGGCGAAGGCAGGGAGAAGAACAAAGCGGACGCAAGCAAAGAGGAGCCAAGAUGUGGUCUGGAGCAUAUCUUCGAGGUGCUCAGCGGGCAUAUGGCUCUUGCCUGUUCGCAACCCAAAUGUGAAGGCUCUGAGCAAUAAUUUAUAGGUACUUGUCGUGAUUCCAUUGACAUAUGUAUGCUCUCUUUAAGAUUAAUGUAGUAAUAUGAUCAGAGCCCACUGCUCAAGAGAAUCACAGUUUCUGAUAUUGAAAAAAAAAAGGAAAAAAACUAAGCAAAGAUGAAAACAAGGUUGGAUGAUUGUUCGCAGGUAUUGAAGACCGAAUAAAAUGGACAAUUUUUAGGAUAUUA
Messenger RNA from Musa acuminata AAA Group (dessert banana), 2749 nucleotides. RefSeq names its product protein PLASTID MOVEMENT IMPAIRED 1-like. The record is from RefSeq and is a predicted model, not a curated record. The transcript has a single exon. The coding region runs from base 1 to 2547 and encodes 848 amino acids. Lineage: Eukaryota; Viridiplantae; Streptophyta; Magnoliopsida; Zingiberales; Musaceae.